Aspergillus puulaauensis is the source of this 723-nucleotide messenger RNA. RefSeq names its product acetate uptake transporter family protein. The record is from RefSeq and is a predicted model, not a curated record. Gene Ontology annotation, cellular component: plasma membrane. The transcript is spliced from 4 exons. The coding region runs from base 1 to 723 and encodes 240 amino acids. Gene Ontology annotation, molecular function: acetate transmembrane transporter activity. NCBI's taxonomy places the organism in Eukaryota, Fungi, Ascomycota, Eurotiomycetes, Eurotiales, Aspergillaceae.
AUGGCAACCAACACCAUGGCUCAGGAACUGGAACCCAAGCAAGGCAUCUCACAUAUUCCCAAUACCUCUGGCGCAAACGACCUCGAAUCCCAACAAACCCGCCAAGAUGUGAUCGAACAUGUCAAGACACAGGGUCCCAAGAUCGCAGACCCUACUCCCUUGGGACUUCUGUCCUUCGCUACUGGUAUAUUCCUCAUAGCAAUGUUCGGGAUUGGGGCCCGGGAUAUCCAGACACCGAAUGCCAUGAUCGGAGUGCUGCUCUUCUUCGGAGGCACAUCCCAAUUCCUCGCUGGGAUAAUAGAGUUUGUUCGUGGGCAGGCGUUCGGCGCCACCCUGUGGUGCUCCUACUCCGCCUUCAACUUCUCAUACGCCAUGAUCUACAUCCCAGGCACAGGCAUAAUGGCCGCAUACACAGACACGGAAACAGGCGCCAUCAGCCCCGAGUUCAACCAAGCGCUGGCAAUCUAUAUCUGGGCGUGGUUCAUCGUGAACACAAUCUACGCCAUUGGGGCGGUGCGCACAACCUGGGUUCUGUUUCUGGAUUUGGCGAUCCUGAGCUUGGGCUUGCUGUUGCUUGCUGUGGGGUAUAUGGAUGAGAACACGGCGGUUUUGAAGGCUGGGAAUGCGGUUUUGCUUGUUGUGGCUUUUCUUUCUUACUGGGCAGGGUGUUCUGGGUUCUGGGCUUCGGCGACGCCUAUCAAGGUGCCGACGUUCGCUAUGUGA